AUGGGAGACAACGAGCAGGCAUACAACAUUGUUGAGGCACAUGUGGUUGGAGAGUGUUCAGCUUCUAGGGAGAUAUUUAAUGUAGAUGAUUCUGACGUGGAAGAGGGAUCUGAGGUAGAGGGGGCUGAUAUUGGUUCUGGUGAAGAGGUAUCGGAGGAAGAGGGGGCUGAUAUUGGUUCUGGUGAAGAGGGAUCGGAGGUAGAGGGGGCUGAUAGUGGUUCUGAUGAAGAGGGAUCAGAGGAAGAGGGGGCUGAUAGUGGUGAUGGUGAAGAGGCAAACCAAUCUCGUGCCGCUGUGGGAUCAUAUGAGGAGGAUGAGUCUAACGAAGACUUUGAUCCGGAUGAAGCAUCAACACCUACACACAGAAGUCAGCAUGUAUUAGAUGAUGAAGAACCCGAGGACAUGAUGGAUAAUCUUCCAUUUUAUGAUCCACUGUGUGAUCACAAACAGUUUGAGUUCCAUGUGGGACUUAAGUUUCUAACUGUUGAAACUUUCAAGAAAGCUGUCGCCAAACAUGCAGUUUCUGUUGGGGCCAGUUGA
Molecule: messenger RNA, 540 nt
Organism: Linum trigynum
Lineage: Eukaryota; Viridiplantae; Streptophyta; Magnoliopsida; Malpighiales; Linaceae
Source: the annotation of a GenBank genome assembly